Messenger RNA from Psilocybe cubensis, 567 nucleotides. RefSeq lists its product as uncharacterized. The record is from RefSeq and is a predicted model, not a curated record. NCBI's taxonomy places the organism in Eukaryota, Fungi, Basidiomycota, Agaricomycetes, Agaricales, Agrocybaceae. Bases 1 to 567 code for a protein of 188 amino acids. Gene Ontology annotation, cellular component: plasma membrane; cell division site; growing cell tip. The transcript has 4 exons.
AUGGCAGCCCGCGCAGCGUACCCAGGAAUCUUCUUCUGCUUUGCAGCAAUGGUUCUCCUUAUCUUCGUAUCAGUAUCUGUUCCUACAUGGAACAAAGUAUACUUCCUCAGAGUCGGACCUCUGGUGAACCAGCUGAGAUAUGGAGUCUUUGGUUUCACAGGGAGCUCAACGAACAUUGGCUACAACUUUACAAAUGAUCGCCUGAACUCUACAAUCCUACACAAUCUCACCAAGACUCUUAUCCUCCAUCCAAUCGCUGCGGGUCUCUCAGGAAUCGCAUUCUUCUUCGGCCUCUGCGGCGCCGCCAACUUCCAUCGCUCCGGCGCGAUCAUGAUGACGCUGUUCUCAUGCCUCGCUCUGCUCACCACCUUUGUCGCCUGGGUCAUUGACAUGAUCCUCUUCGGUAUUGCGCGCCAGCGAUACCGCGAUGCAGGAGAGGAGUCGCAGUACGGAAACGCGAACUGGCUGACGCUAGGCGCGCUCGUUGCUCUGCUGCUCGGAUUCUGUACCGCUGCCUGCGGUAGCUUUGGACGGUACAGAAGCCGGAGGGACCCCGUCGUGUACUAG